This is a messenger RNA of Triticum urartu, 1749 nucleotides long. Its product is annotated as putative 5'-adenylylsulfate reductase 1, chloroplastic. The record is from RefSeq and is a predicted model, not a curated record. Gene Ontology annotation, molecular function: phosphoadenylyl-sulfate reductase (thioredoxin) activity. NCBI's taxonomy places the organism in Eukaryota, Viridiplantae, Streptophyta, Magnoliopsida, Poales, Poaceae.
CACUCAGCCCCGUUUCCCCCGCCACAGAGGAAAACACAGGAGUUAAAACACAUUUGCCAGCUCGGACAAACAUCCCUGCGAAUUUGAGAGGGAGGAAGGGUUCAUUCAGCGGCCGGUAAUCAAUGGCUUCCGCUACUGCUUCCAUCUCGUCGCACUCCAUCGCCCUGCGCGAUCUCAAAGCCGCGAGGAUUGGAGCCGUGAGGCAGCAGGUGGCCGUGGUUCCUGCGGGCCUGCCGGCAACGGCGCCCAAGGGCCAGCGCGCGAGGGCGGUGCGCCCGCUGUGCGCGGCGGAGCCAGCGAGGAAGCCAGUGUCGGCCUCCGCGGCCUCGUCGCCGGUGGCGCCGGUGGAGGAGGAGGAGGCAUCUGCCGUGGCGGCCGUGGACUACGAGGCCCUGGCGCAGGAGCUGGUGGGCGCGUCGCCGCUGGAGAUCAUGGAUCGUGCGCUCGACAUGUUCGGCUCCGAAAUCGCCAUCGCCUUCAGUGGUGCCGAGGACGUGGCCCUCAUCGAAUACGCGAAACUGACUGGACGCCCCUUCAGGGUGUUCAGCCUUGACACUGGGCGACUGAACCCAGAGACAUACGAACUCUUCGACAAGGUGGAGAAGCACUAUGGUAUCCACAUCGAGUACAUGUUCCCUGAGGCCAGCGAGGUGCAAGACCUUGUGAGGAGCAAGGGCCUCUUCUCUUUCUACGAGGACGGACACCAGGAGUGCUGCAGGGUGAGGAAGGUUCGGCCCUUGAGGAGGGCCCUCAAGGGCCUCAAGGCCUGGAUCACCGGGCAGAGGAAGGAUCAGUCCCCUGGCACCAGAGCCAGCAUCCCUGUUGUUCAAGUUGAUCCGUCUUUUGAAGGGCUGGAUGGUGGAGCCGGUAGCUUGAUCAAGUGGAACCCUGUGGCUAAUGUGGAUGGCAAGGAUAUCUGGACCUUCCUCAGGACCAUGGAUGUCCCUGUGAACACCCUGCAUGCUCAAGGCUACGUCUCCAUUGGGUGCGAGCCGUGCACCAGGCCCGUGUUGCCGGGGCAGCACGAGAGGGAAGGGAGGUGGUGGUGGGAGGACGCCACGGCCAAGGAGUGCGGCCUGCACAAGGGUAACAUCGACAAGGAAGGUCAGGCACCCAAGGUCGGCGUCAACGGCAACGGCUCGGCCGAGGCCAGCGCCCCAGACAUCUUCCAGAGCCAGGCCAUCGUCAACCUCACCCGUCCCGGGAUCGAGAACCUCCUGCGGCUCGAGAACCGCGCCGAGCCGUGGCUGACCGUCCUCUACGCUCCCUGGUGCCCAUACUGCCAGGCAAUGGAGGCGUCCUACGUUGAGCUGGCCGAGAAGCUGAGCGGCUCAGGCAUCAAGGUGGCCAAGUUCCGCGCGGACGGCGAGCAGAAGCCAUUCGCGCAGGCGGAGCUGCAACUACAGAGCUUCCCGACGAUCCUCCUGUUCCCCGGCCGCACCGUGAAGCCCAUCAAGUACCCGUCCGAGAAGAGGGACGUCCAGUCCCUCCUCGCCUUCGUGAACAGCCUCAGAUGAGUGGUCAGAGAACCGGAGAACCAUCGUUCUCUGCAUUGGUACCGGCGGUGUCUAGGCAUUAUUAUGUAGUGGUAGCGAGGAUGGAUCAACGGAAAUGUUGGAGACAGAGGAGUGUGGGGACGCAGGGACAGCGGCUCAAAGCCCCUCCAUUAUAAGGGGGUGGGGAUUUGUGUGUAGUUAUAGCUAGAUGUUUGUAAGGAAGUUCAAAUAAGAGUACUAGUUUUGAAAUUUU